Molecule: messenger RNA, 2112 nt
Organism: Puccinia triticina
Lineage: Eukaryota; Fungi; Basidiomycota; Pucciniomycetes; Pucciniales; Pucciniaceae
Exons: 7
Coding region: 1-2112 (703 amino acids)
Biological process (GO): telomere maintenance; DNA repair
Molecular function (GO): ATP hydrolysis activity; DNA helicase activity
Source: RefSeq, a predicted model, not a curated record
AUGAAAUCAAGGGGCUUUUCUGCAGUUUUCCGUCCAACUCCGAGGAAACUUUCCACCCAGUCAGUCCAUCUCUUGACCACAUCACCAACAACCACCAUGUUCAAAGGCACAACCAACCUGACCAAUAACAGCAACAACAAGAGACCACUCAACAGGAUCGACAACAGUAUCGCUCAACCGAAGGCAACCGGAAAACUAUCUUCGCUCACCAGACAAUGGUCAUCGACCGAACCUCAGAACAAAACACCAUCCUCUCAGCCACCACCGCCCCAAUCAUCCUCACAGCCAUCCUGGCAACUCGACCAGGAAGAAUGGCCACCAACAUCCCCUGAUCCUCUCCAACCACCAUCCAAAAAACCAAAGCCUAGCCAAGCAGAUUCUACCAGCCGCAACACGCUCAACAGGACUAGCUCAAAUAAGGCACUCCCCUGGGAUAUCUCCCCCAAUUUCAAAUCUGCUCCCGCUGGAUCGUCGGCAAAAAGUAACGCGUUCAACCAGCUCCCAGGGAUCGGGAAACAGCAAGCCACCAGCGCAUCGAUCAAAAGCCAUCUGAACAAUCCCAACAUGAGCAUUGCUGCCAAGGUCUCCCUAUCGCCAGAACAACAGAACGUGCUGGACUUAGUCCUGAAAGGGGAGUCGAUAUUUUUCACAGGCUCAGCAGGCACAGGGAAGUCUGUACUACUGCGCCACAUCAUCUCGGCACUGAAGCGUUCCUACGCGAGUCGGCCGGACGCGGUGGCGAUCACCGCGUCGACGGGGAUGGCCGCCUGCGCGAUCGGCGGGACGACGAUCCAUUCCUUCGCGGGCAUCGGACUCGGCGCCGAGGAGAAAGACGUCCUGCUCGGGAAAGUCAGACGUAAUCGCAAGGCUAGUGGCAAGUGGAUGCGCACUAAGGUCUUGAUCAUCGACGAAAUUUCUAUGGUCGAUGGCGAUCUGUUUGAUAAGCUGGCUUACAUCGCGGCAAGGAUGAAGAGAUCUGACAAACCGUUUGGAGGGAUCCAAGUGGUUAUUGCAGGCGACUUUUUCCAGUUACCACCGGUUUCUAAAGGCCGAGUUUCGUUUGCAUUUAAUGCGCCUAGUUGGAAAGAAUGUAUCCCCAAGACGAUCAAUCUCACUCAAGUGUUUCGACAGAAGGAUUCGACGUUUAUUGAUAUGCUGAACGAGAUGAGGAUGGGCAAUUUAUCACCCGACUCGAUCCAACGAUUCUACAAGCUCUCACGCGAUUUAAACUUUGGAGAUGGGAUUGAGCCAACGGAGCUAUACCCGACGCGGCAAGAAGUAGAGCGGUCGAACGGGGCGCGGCUGGCGGCAUUGAAGACGGAGGCGCGGGUGUACACGGCGGUGGAUUCGGGGAAAGCGCCGCCGGAGCAACGGGCGCGAGACCUCGCGAACAUGAUGGCGGUGCCGAGUUUGACGUUGAAGAAAGACGCACAGGUGAUGAUGAUCAAGAACCAAGCGGGGGAGGAUGGGCCGACGUGGUUAGUGAACGGCUUAGUCGGAAAGGUGGUCGACUUUGUCGACCCCGAUGCGCCCUCCGAUCUGCUGCAUCUGCAACGGGCUCGGGAGGCCGAAGGGGUGGACCUGACGGGGAUCUUCUCGGACGAAGAAGACUCGGACGUGGACAUCACUCCACGCCCACUCUCCUCCGCCGCCAGACCCUCAGCCGGCCCGCCCCUCAGAGGCGCCGCGAAGGCCGAGGCCGAAGCUAAAGGUCUCCCCACUACUGCCGCUAACAAAUCCCCCGCGGCCUUGGUCCCGUUGGUCGAAUGGUUCCUCAUGAACGGCAAGCGCGAAUUCACCGUCGUCAAACGCGCCGAAUUCAAAGUCGAGAACAUGGACGGUGAAGUCCAAUCCCGUCGCUCCCAGCUUCCUCUGAUUUUGGCGUGGGCUAUGUCGAUCCACAAAAGUCAAGGACAAACUUUACAACGAGUAAAGGUAGACCUAGGAAAAGUCUUCGAGAAAGGACAAAUUUACGUGGCUUUAUCACGAGCGACUUCCUUAGAAGGCCUCCAAGUACUCCGCUUUGAUCCUAAAAAAGUCAUGGCCCAUCCGGAUGUAAUCCAAUGGAGUAAAACUAACUUGAUCUCGGGCGCUGUCGCUUCCGGUUUAUAG